UGUUUAUAUAUAGUCAUCAUGUGGUGGAUAAUAAUAUUAUGUGUCGUGGCCAAAAGUAUACAUGCAGUUGACAAGGCUAUUUACGAAAAUUACAAGCUCUUUAGCGUGAUUCCAAGAAACGAAUCGCAAUUAGACUUACUUAAAUUGUUGAGAAAUACUAAUAACAUUGGCGUUUCCUUCUGGAGAGAACCAUCUGUAAUGAAUAGAGAAAUAGAUAUUAUGGUACCUCCGCACAAAUUAUCCGACUUAUCCGAAAUUUUAGGCAAGAUCGGUGCACCUUAUGAUAUCAAAAUCCAUAAUAUUCAGAAACUCAUUGAUAAUACUAUGCUUACAAAUCAAUCGAAUGGUUUUGAUUUUACAAAUUAUCACACUCUCGAAGAUAUCUACGAUUAUUUGGAAAAUCUAACCAAGUUAUAUCCCAAGAAAGUAGAGAUUAUCGUAGGUGGCACAACAUUUGAAGGGCGCGAAAUCAGAGGCGUAAAGGUAACUUUUCACGAAGAAAAUCCCGGAGUUUUCAUCGAGGGUGGUAUUCAUGCCAGAGAAUGGAUUGCGACGUCGACUGUCCUAUAUAUUUUGGAUCAGUUGCUGACUAGCAAUGAUAGUGAAGUGAGACGCAUAGCUGAAAGUCAUAAUUGGUACAUUUUUCCAUCAUUUAAUCCGGAUGGCUAUGUAUUCACGCAUACUCAAGAUCGACUAUGGAAAAAAACUCUCAAACCGUCUAGUCCUUUCUGCAUCGGGUCAGAUCCUAAUAGAAACUGGGGUUUCGAAUGGAAUACUAGCGGAACGAAUAAUGAUCCAUGCUCCGAAAUGUAUCCUGGAAGUAAGCCAUUCUCCGAAAUAGAGAUGAAAAGUUUAUCCGAAUAUAUAUGGUCCAAUCUUGACAAUUUCUACGUUUAUAUCGCAUUCCAUAGCUUUUCGCAAUUAUUACUCUUUCCUUAUGGCUACAGGGAAGAAUGUAUGUUCUUUCAUGAAGAUUUGUUUCGUGUAGGCCGGAUAGCAAUCGAAGCUCUUAAAAAGAGACAUGGUACCCAAUAUGCAGUUGGAUGUUUUAAUGAACUCUACAACAUUCUAAAUGCAGUAUACACUAAAGAAAUGUCGGUCAGUUAAAAAGAAUUAAAAUAUUUUUUUUAAGUAACGC
Molecule: messenger RNA, 1138 nt
Organism: Pogonomyrmex barbatus (red harvester ant)
Lineage: Eukaryota; Metazoa; Arthropoda; Insecta; Hymenoptera; Formicidae
Product: zinc carboxypeptidase-like
Biological process (GO): proteolysis
Molecular function (GO): metallocarboxypeptidase activity; zinc ion binding
Source: RefSeq, a predicted model, not a curated record